AUUUCUCCUCUACCACUCUGCAUCCGAUUUUCUCGCUUUUCUCCAAUUCAACCCCCCAAAACGAUGCCUUUUUGCCGCGUCGGGCACUACCAGAACGCCGGCGAUGCCGGAGGUAACAAUGGAAUCGGGAUUUACUAUAGAACCUAUGGCCACGGACCCAUAAAGGUUCUUCUCAUCAUAGGAUUGGCGGGGACCCAUGACUCUUGGGGCCCACAAAUCAGGGGGCUGACCGGAACGGAAAGGCCAAAUGAUGAUGAUGAUUCUGGCGCCGAUGGGAGGGGUCCCGGUGAGGAUGGAGAUGGUGGAUGCAAUGGAGCUAUUGAAGUCUGUGCAUUUGAUAAUCGUGGAAUGGGUCAGAGCUUUGUACCCACCAAAAAAUCAGAAUAUACAACAAAAAUUAUGGCAAAAGAUGCAAUAGCUUUAAUGGAUCAUUUGGGUUGGAGGAAAGCUCACAUUUUUGGGCAUUCAAUGGGAGCUAUGAUAGCUUGCAAGUUGGCAGCAACCGUGCCUGAUAGAGUUCUGUCUUUGGCUUUACUGAAUGUAACAGGUGGUGGUUUUGAAUGUUUUCCAAAGCUUGACCGAAAGACUCUAUCGAUCGCAAUCCGUUUCUUGAAGGCAAAAACUCCUGAGCAAAGGGCAGCUGUUGACUUAGAUACUCAUUACACAGAGGAAUAUCUUGAGGAAUUCAUUGGACCUAACACGAGAAGAGAUAUUUUGUAUCAAGAAUAUGUGAAAGGUAUAUCAUCGACUGGGAUGCAAUCCAAUCAUGGUUUUGAAGGUCAAAUUAAUGCAUGCUGGACACAUAAAAUGACAAAAGCAGAACUUGAAUUGAUCCGCACGGCUGGGUUUCUUAUAUCAGUUAUUCAUGGCAGAUAUGACAUCAUUGCUCAAAUAUGUCACGCAAGGCGACUUGCAGAGAAGCUUCAGCCUUGUGCUAAAAUGAUUGAGCUUCAUGGAGGACAUCUAGUGAGCCAUGAGAGGACUGCAGAGGUCAAUCAAGCUCUUCUUGAGUUGAUUAAUGCAUCAGAAACAAAGAUUAGCCCGCAUGAUUGGACAAAUUUGACCAAGGAAACCUCUGGGUGCCUAGUCACCUGGAUGUCACGUAGAAGAACCGAUGCCGAUGGAGAAAGCAGUCCAUGUUUCUUGUUUUCAAUUCUAGAAAAGCUUCAUCUUUGCAUAAUGUACCUGUUUGGUCUCUUCAUGUUGGCACUGGAGCAUGGAAGAAGAGCUUUGAGACGUAUAAAACCAGUUAGAGUUGGAGCUUCCGUCAAAUAAGCUGAUGGACUAUAUUAGUUUCUGAGCCCAGAAACAUCGGCUUUCUGAUUUAAGCAAUCGACCCAUCAUACUGCCUGCUUGGCAAAGUUAUGAAGAACACGAUGAACUGAACCGACCAGAUUUUCUGUGACUAGAUUUCCAUCCAACAACAAUGGAGGGAGAUCAGAAUGGCCAGUAUGUACUAACACUGAAAGGGGAGGGUUUGCAGGAAGAGGAUGGCAGACAAAAAGCAUCCCUCUCUCCUUCACCUUGUGGUUCUAUGUACCAUCAUUCAUGAAUGGUUUUAUACUAAGCUUAAAAAGAUUAUCUCACUUGUAGAUUUUUGAAUCUCUAUACAUCUACGAGUCUAGUCCAUAAAAAUAAAAAAUAAAAUAAAACUUACAAUUGUGUUUU
Molecule: messenger RNA, 1668 nt
Organism: Vitis riparia (riverbank grape)
Lineage: Eukaryota; Viridiplantae; Streptophyta; Magnoliopsida; Vitales; Vitaceae
Product: putative aminoacrylate hydrolase RutD
Exons: 11
Coding region: 64-1275 (403 amino acids)
Source: RefSeq, a predicted model, not a curated record